CCGGAAGACAUUCCAGACCCAGAGCUCACCUGGCCAAGAAAAACAGAGGCGUUUUUCUUGUAAUAUCUACCCCGUUCCUCGCUCUUCUGGAAAGAUGUGUCUUCUCGUGGGACCCCAGGGUGUUGGGAAGACGCUGCUUUUGAAACGACUCCAAUUUCUGUCAGGGAAGGACAAGCUGGGAGAUAUGGAGGAGGCACCGGCUACAAUUCCUACAGUGGGAACCAACCUUGUGAAUGUCCAAGUUGGCAAGAAGACGGACUUGACAGUUCGAGAACUAGGCGGCAGUAUGGGACCAAUAUGGCACAGCUACUACAAGGACUGCAAACUACUAUUGUUCAUGGUAGAUGUUUCCAAUGCAGCCCAGCUGUCAGCUUCCACUAUCCAACUGUUGACAACUUUAACAGACGACAGACUACAGGAUGUGGCAGUUCUUAUUCUACUGAACAAAGUAGACCUGCCAUCAUCCAUGACACUCACAGAGCUGAAAAGUUUGAUGAGAUUGGAGGACAUUGUUUGUCAUGCUAAACAGAAGGUCACAGUUCUAGAAAUAAGUGCCAGAGAGGGACAAGGCCUGCUAGAGACUAUAGCCUGGCUUAAGGACCAUAACAAGUAAAGAACAGUAAUGUUAUGUGUAUACAACAAGUUUAGUUACUAUGUGCCCCAAAGAAGUUUAUCUCAUUUUUACAUAGAAGGAUUUUAUAUUUAGGCCACAGCAAGUAAAUCUUAUGGUUGACAUCCCCCUCAGACUCCAAAUCUAAUGCAAUAGGCGAAAAUUAAUGUGUGCGCUGAUGUCAUCCAUAAAAAUUACUUGCUGUGGCCUAAUGUUAUGUAUAUACAUGUAGUUACUAUGUGCCCAAAAGAGGUUGAUCUCAUUUAUACAAAGAAGGAUUUACAUUUAUGCUACUUGUGUGGAGCAGGCUCUCUUCAACACUGUUAUUUUCAACAGUAACUAUCAGUGAUUUUGUGAUGCCACACAUUGUGUUCCCUGUUACAACCAAUGUUUUUGAAAAGAAGCAACUACAGUGAAACAGAGACAUAGCAUUCACUGUCAUUAAUAAAACUUUUUAUUUUUCUGUAUUUUCAAUGUU
This is a messenger RNA of Branchiostoma belcheri (Belcher's lancelet), 1088 nucleotides long. RefSeq names its product ADP-ribosylation factor-like protein 16. The transcript has 5 exons. Lineage: Eukaryota; Metazoa; Chordata; Leptocardii; Amphioxiformes; Branchiostomatidae. The record is from RefSeq and is a predicted model, not a curated record. Bases 95 to 613 code for a protein of 172 amino acids. Gene Ontology annotation, molecular function: GTPase activity; GTP binding.